Messenger RNA from Salpingoeca rosetta, 3117 nucleotides. RefSeq lists its product as uncharacterized. The transcript has 9 exons. Lineage: Eukaryota; Choanoflagellata; Craspedida; Salpingoecidae. Bases 427 to 2868 code for a protein of 813 amino acids. The record is from RefSeq and is a predicted model, not a curated record. Gene Ontology annotation, biological process: regulation of transcription by RNA polymerase II. Gene Ontology annotation, molecular function: DNA-binding transcription factor activity, RNA polymerase II-specific; RNA polymerase II cis-regulatory region sequence-specific DNA binding. Gene Ontology annotation, cellular component: RNA polymerase II transcription regulator complex.
GCGCCACACACACCGCACCGCCACACCUUCUUCCGCUGGCACCCUUUUGACCGUUGAUCCAUGCUUUGCGGCAAGAGAACAAGCAAGCAAGCAAGCAAGCUGACACCGGUCAAAGACAGAGAGUGCGCGCGCGAGAACUUCCAUUCCUCCUCAUCAUUUCACCAUCAAGCAUCUGGCGGGGAGUGUUGUUUGUUCCUGAUUGUGCGAGCCGUUUGCCAUUCCGAUCAGCCGCCCUUCCCUUCCACCAACAACAACAACCUCUCGACCAACGCCUCCUUCUUUGUUGCAGCAUCGAUAACCCCACCACCUUCCUCCCUUCCCAUCACAAACCUUCUGUGAGACUUGUACUACUACGACUUCUACCACUACCCGACCCCUCGCCGCGUGCUUGCACUCCUUUGUCGAGCGACCGGCACCAAGCACAUUAUGGAGACAGCAUCUCCACACGCUCGUCAGAGCAACAACAGCAUCAACAGCAGCGUCGCGCAAGCCACACUGAUGACGGCAUCCCCUUCUCCAGCGGCAGACCCGUCUCUCGCUGUUCGCAUUGGGGCCACGCCGUACACCUCCCUCCACUUUUCGUCUCCCCAACUGCUCCCAUACCAGCUGAACCACCUUCUCAGCGACGCCACUCCGACCCUUGUUCCACAGCAGCAGCCACAUCAGCAAGCUCACAACCCAGCAGCAGGAGGCAGCACCUCCACGACGCCGUCCGCUCAACAGCAACACGUCAAUGCCUUUCAGCCAGAGGGGCUGCUGCUCUUGAGUCAGCUCUGCAGCCCCCAUCGCAAGGGAAAAUUCUCUUCUCGACAAACAGCAGCGACAUCAUCAUCAUCAGCAAAGCCGGUCAAACGGCGGCUGAUUGACGAGAUGGACGAUGAGGAACCCGAGGCUUCAGCGCCUUCUCGCUCAAGCAAUCCCUCCAAGAAAAGGUCCUCAAAGAGGCGCAGUGGGGAGCAACACCGACAGCCGCCCAACAAGACUGCCAAUGUUUCUGCCCGCAGCAGUGACGCACCGAGGAAGAAGCCCAAGAUGGCUCGGCGCGCCAGCUCGUCCGGUUCCGCAAAAGCCAACUCAGACAAGGAGGGCGGUCGACACGACAAGUCCCUUGGACUGGCCACCCUGCGGGUGCUGGGGGUGUUGCUUCGACUCAACCCUCCGUUUGUGCUGCCUCUCAGCAUUCUCUCCGAGCUACUUCAGGUGAAGCGCCGCCGGCUUUAUGAGAUUAUCAACUUGUUGGAGGCACUGAACUUUGCACGCCGCGGUGGCCGCAACAAGCUUGUUUGGCUUGGUAUUCAGAACUUCCAUGCCACGCUGGCAACCAUUGGCAAGGACCCAGCUGCCGCAAUCAGCGACCCCUCCUUCCUGAGCCAAACGAACCGGUCAAACGUCCUGGCCAGGCUCACCAUUCUGUUUGUGGCCUCCCUCAUCAAGGACACGCGUGUCGAUCGACUGGAGGAUGUUGCAGACCUGCUCGGGGAAGAGGGGGAUCCAGGCGCGUCCAGAUAUCAGACCCGGCUGAAGCGUCUGUACGACAUUGCAAACUUUCUCUGCACCAUUGGGCUGGUGAACAAGGUGUUUGACCGCCCCCGCACUGCGAGCGGACACCGGAAGCCGUCCUUUGUGUGGACGGGCCGCUUGCGCAACAUCCCUGGCCUUGACACGUACAACGCGCGCUCUGAACCAAGCAGCAACAGCAACGGCACAGAGACCGGCACGUGCGGUGCCAAGCUGUCCAUGCCGUUUGUGGAUGUUGAGAACCUUGACUGCGACCCACUGCCACGACCGCCAGCAGCGGAGAUGAAGGCGUGGAUGCAAGAUGAGGGCGAAGAGGCGGCGCUGCUCGUUGCCAGCUGUCGUUCGGCGGAGGAGGCAAAGGGGGCACUGCACGCCUCCACACAGCAGCUGUACCAACGCCUGUUUGUGUCUGUCAUGGCACACGCGCUGCAGUCGCCAUGCAAGCCCGAAGCCGUCAAAGCCGAGCCGGUGGCACACGAUGAGCAGCCUGCAUCGUCUCCACCACCUGUUACACAACAACAGCAGCAGCAGCAGCAGCGAGACGAUGAGGAGGCGGCGCAGGAGGAAGAGGAGCAGGAGCAGCAGAAACGACACCAAUCCCCACCCUCGCCUGCCGUCGAAGUGCCUCAUCGCCAUCACUUCAACCAGCAGCAGCAGCAGCAGCAGUCAAGCUCUUGCGGCUCCAGUGAACUUAGCGAAAGGGAAGAUGAUGGCGCGUGUGCCAGUGGUGAUGACGGCAUGCAUGAUGAUGAUGACGAUGACGCGGCUUCGGUGUGCAUGAGCGAACCUGACAUUUCACAACGCUCAUCGGCGUCCACGGCAUCAAGUUUGACGGCAACAGCAGCAACGGCAGCAACAGCACCCGCCGCGUGCAUGGGCCCACAGCACACCAGCCACAUGGCCAGCCCGGCCGGUAAGGUGUCGGCGCUGGUGGCGACGACAAAGGGUGGCUUUGAUGCACGUGGCAGUGCACUGCGUUCGGAGGACUUUGACGGCGACGACAUGCUGCAGCCCGCAUCCAGCCCCGCCUUUCCCGAUGAUGACCGCGAUGGUGGUGAUGACGCGGCUACUUCCCAUGCUGCCGUCACAACAGGGUCCUCUCAGACACUUGCCACACCUGCGACACCCGCUGCUCUCACGGCGCAAUACAGCGACCACCAGCUUUUGUCAUCGCCCGCGUCAACGUGCGCCACGACAGCUCCAGUCCCAUUUUCACCGAUUCCUGUUCAAGUGCGGGAAAUGAUCGGCGCGGACGGAAGGCCGAUGCUUCAGGUGCAUGUGCUUGCAGAUCCAAACGGCCUCCUUCCUGAAGACAGCCGCGUGUUCACGUUUGAGGUUCCCGCGCAAUAGUUGCGGCGCAUACACAUAGCGUAGAUACUCGAUUCCCUCCCCCCUGUUCCCCCUCUCCCUUUGUUUUUUCCUUGCUUUUGUUGUGUUGGUUAGCUUGAACCUGUGCUUGUUACGAAUGUGUGUGCGAUCGCAAGAACGCGUUGCUGUUGCCGUUGCCGUUGCUGUUGUAUGCGUAUGUGGGGUUUAUUUACACAUCAUUACAUGCAUCCACAUCUAAUAAAGACUGCUCCUCUGCCAUGUCAUUACCUG